AUGUCGGUGUUUACUUGCAAAUUACAGGAUUUUUAGUGGGCAGGGGAAAAAAAUUGCAUGUAGCACCUUGGAGAGCGACUGAAAUCAUUUUCUCUGUAGUUUUGGUUAUUUUAACUCAUAGACAUAUUUUGCAUACGUUUGUACGUUGAUAUUUAAUAUUGUAUUAUUUGCUAAACACAAUUUAGUGCCAUUGAUUUUUUUCUACGUAUGGUAAAGAAAUGUGCUAUAUGCUCCUGUAGAUUUUUACAUCUUUUUCAAUGCACCUGCGAAAUAAGAUGUUUGGUUUUUUUUUGGAUUUUAGUUAGUGUAAACGUACUUCAAACGACAAUACAAAUUUAAACAACUCUUUUUAAUAUAACUACUCAAGUUCCCUCACAGUUAUAAAAUAUAUGCACCCUCAUAGUUUUUUCAUUGACCAUUCAUAAAACAUUCAGUCAAGGCUGCAAGGAAUAUUAAUGUGACUUUUUCCCUUAAAACGUUUUUGUGAUUUAGUCUAAUGGUUCAAUAAAAGCGAUGCAGACAAUUUUGAAGUUCUUUUUGAAAAAAAAAAAACGCUUGUCUUCUUAUUCUUAAGCAGAAAGUCAUUCAUAAUUUUCUCUGUUUAAAUAUAUCUCAUAUUUUCUUCUUAUUGUGUUUUCUUGAAUAGGUAAAAUUAUUCACAGAUUUAGACCUUAGACCUGUGUUUUAUGUUCAACGGUUUUUAUAUUAUAUUGUUCAAGUUUUUUGGAGUUAGAUGCGGCAUUUUAAAAUUGACCCUGGUCGUUUAGGUUUUCAUGAAACGUUUCUCUUAGAAAACUGUUUUCUAAAAAGCUUAAUUUAAUCAGAAUGUCUAAAUUUUUCAUUUAGAAGUUGUUUUUAGCAUUCCUGUUCUUUAUUACACGUUACAUUGAAUUUAAGAUCUUGCUGAUAGAAAUUCACGUUUUGCACUCUAAGCGACGCUGCAGAUCAACAAACCAUUUGGGUGUUAAGAGCCAGUGCCCCCCUCCCGCUGUGUUUUUUUUUCACAGUGCGGGCGUAUUUUUUACUAUCGGACAGCAGAAGAAGGCGGAAUAAGGAUUUUCACCGCAGUCUUUUUCCUCUAACGCAGCGCGAUCACCUUGCACAGCGGCUUGUGGAUGCACACUUAUUUUUCUUUUGAUGCUGAAAUGGAAAUCUGCUGUCUUUAUUCUCGCAAUGUAAGGUGUCGUUUUAUUUCCAUAUUCAAAUGGGAGCUUGGAUUCCUUUUUCUUCUCUCAUCGAUCGGUGGCCGCGUCUCCGGCCAUAUUCGCUAUUCUAUCCCAGAGGAGCUGAAAAUUGGUUCUGUUAUUGGCAACGUUGCCAAAGACCUCGGCCUGAAUGCAAGCAGGUUGCAUAUGGGCCGUGCCCGCAUUGUAAGCGGAGGAAACAUCCAGUACACCGAGCUGAAGGCAAACAAAGGGACUCUUGUCGUGAACGAGAGAAUAGACCGAGAGCAGCUCUGUGGUGACCUGACUCCGUGCAGCCUCAGUUUCGAAAUAAUUCUGGAGAAUCCGAUGGAACUUCAUCAAGUCACCGUUGAAAUAUUAGACAUAAACGACAACACUCCUUUCUUUCCUAAUCCAGUCAUCCGGUUUGAAACGAGCGAAUCUGCUACAGUCGGCUCCAAAUAUCCCAUCGAGAGCGCGGUUGAUCCUGACGUCGGACUAAAUGCUCUUCAAAAUUACGUUCUGUCUCCUAACAAUUAUUUUGUUUUAAAGCAGCACACGAAUCCAGAUGGUAGCAAAUACGCCGAAUUAGUGCUUCAGAGGCCACUAGACAGAGAAGAACAGCCCAGUCUUCUUUUAAAGGUGAUAGCUGCAGACGGUGGAACUCCGCAGAGAUCCGGUACAGUCAAUAUAAAUGUUCUGGUGUUGGAUGCAAAUGAUAAUGCUCCUGCAUUUAACCAGUCGGUGUAUAGAGCCACCAUAACGGAAAACUCUCAUAAAGGGACAUACGUUGCAACAGUAAACGCCACGGACGCAGAUGUUGGAGCAAACGGUGAAAUAAUGUUUUGCUUUUCUAAAAUUAAAGGCAGUGCAGUGGGUGCGUUUAAUAUCGAUGAAAGCACUGGCGUAAUAUCUGUGGCUGGAGACAUAGACUAUGAAAAAGAGAAGAAAUACGAGCUGAGAUUAGAAGCAAGAGACAGAGGAGGUUUGACAGGGACGAGUACAAUCAUAAUUGAUGUCAGUGACGUCAAUGACAAUGCUCCGGUCAUUACGAUCAUGUCAUAUUCCAGUGCAGUAUCAGAGGAUGCCCCUGUUGACACAACAAUAGCUAUAAUAAAUGUCAGAGAUGCAGAUUCAGAAAAAAAUGGGCAAGUCACGUGUGUUAUAGAAAAAUCCCUCCCGUUUAAAAUCGUAUCUUCAUUAACUAGCUAUUAUAAUUUGGUGUCAGACCGAAGUUUUGAUAGAGAACUGAUUGCUGAAUACAAAAUUAUCAUCAUAGCAAAAGACUCGGGCUCCCCUCCUCUCUCCAGCUCCGUCAUUUUAAAUGUAAAAAUAUCUGACAUAAAUGACAACCAACCUCUAUUCGAAAAGCAUUUCUACUCUGCUUAUGUCAUGGAAAACAAUUCUCCCGGCACGUCCAUUACCACCGUAAGGGCAAAAGAUGCAGACUGGAAACAAAAUGCAAAAAUUUCAUAUUUUCUUGUAGACACGCACAUAGGUGGAACUCCAGCUUCUCACUAUGUGUCUGUAAACUCGGAAACUGGAGAGUUAAAUGCAGUGCGCUCAUUUGAUUAUGAAACAUUAAAGGAAGUAGAACUCACUAUUAAAGCACAAGACGGAGGCUCUCCUCCACUCAGCAGCAACGUGUCAGUGAAAAUCCAGAUCCAGGAUCAGAACGAUAACCCGCCUCAGGUUCUGUAUCCGGUCCAGACUGCUGGCUCUGUGGUGGCUGAAAUGGUUCCUCGUUCAGCUGAUGUGGGCUACCUGGUGACUAAAGUGGUGGCUGUUGAUGUGGACUCUGGACAGAACGCCUGGCUCUCCUAUAAACUGCAGAAAGCCACAGACAGGGCGCUGUUUGAAGUGGGCUCACAGAAUGGAGAAAUCAGAACUGUCCGCCAAGUGACUGAGAAAGAUUUGCUCAAACAAAGACUGACUGUGAUCGUGGAGGAUAACGGGCAGCCGUCUCGUUCAGCUACAGUCAUUGUGAACGUGGCGGUGGCGGACAGCUUCCCUGAAGUGCUGUCGGAGUUCACUGACUUUCCACACGACAAGGAUUACAAUGACAACCUGACUUUUUACUUAGUGCUGGCUCUGGCUGUGGUUUCUUUCCUCUUCAUCACGUGUUUAGUGGUCAUCAUUUCCGUCAAAAUCUACAGAUGGAGACAGUCUCGCAUCCUGUAUCACUCCAGCCUCCCAGUGAUUCCAUAUUAUCCUCCACGUUACUCAGACACUUUGGGCACAGGGACUCUGCCACACACGUACAAUUACGAGGUGUGCAGGACCACUGACUCCAGAAAGAGUGACUGUAAGUUUGGCAGAGCUGGGAGUCAGAACGUGCUGAUAAUGGACCCCAGUUCUACAGGAACCAUGCAGCGGAUGCAGAGUGAGAAGAGCAUCCUGGAUGAACCAGACUCUCCUCUAGAGGUCAGUUGUUUUACUUUCAGUGACUUUGUCUCCGUAUCUGAAGCUCAGUUGUUCAGAUUGUUCUAGGUUUUCUAGCACCAUGGACAGCAACAGCGUGUCUUUACCUUUUGGGUGAAUAAACAGAAUACAUAACUUGCUUUUCCAAAAAUUCCUUAUAGUUAA
This is a messenger RNA of Oryzias latipes (Japanese medaka), 3749 nucleotides long. The record is from RefSeq and is a predicted model, not a curated record. NCBI's taxonomy places the organism in Eukaryota, Metazoa, Chordata, Actinopteri, Beloniformes, Adrianichthyidae.